GACACUGCGAAAUGACAGCUUCGUAGGAAAAAAAAAUUUAGUGCAGAAAAGAUGAAGACGAGUUUAGUAAUUUUCGUGUUUUUUCACACCCUCCUGAGCUACUGCAAUCUCAGCCAGGCAGCUGAUGGUGCCCUGGAGGAGAUUGAGGAUCAGGGAAGGUACACAAUUGAGGGUAGAGUGUACCCUCCGGAACUCUUUCCUGGCACUGACAAUCCAUGGCAGAGAGACACGCAGAUUUCAAUAAAUGGGGGUGAUUUCCUGGGCUUCCUCCGGGAAGAUGGAUCCUUCAUCAUCAGCGGCGUUCCUUCUGGCAGCUACGUCCUCGAAAUUGUCAAUCCCGACUAUAUCUAUGAGUCUGUGCGCGUGGAAAUUAAUCCAAAGGGGAAAUUCCGCGCUAGGAAGGUUAACUUUGUUCAACCAGCGCAAAUCAUUCAGGUGCCUUAUCCGCUGAAACUGAAGGCGCUCACCCGAUUCAAGUAUUUCCAGAUGCGUGAGCAAUGGAAGAUUACUGACUUCCUCUUCAAUCCAAUGGUUCUCAUGAUGGUCCUGCCACUUCUGCUCAUGUUGGUCCUGCCCAAGAUGAUGUCAGACCCCGAAGCAAAGAAGGAAAUGGAAAAUCUCAACAAUCUCUCAAAGAUGACCAAUGAGAUGCCAGAGAUCAGUGAGGUCAUCACGUCAUUCUUCACAGGUGGACAACCAAAGCAGGAUAAGCAGAAAGCCACCAAGUCACAAUCAAAGAAGCGAAAGGAGUAAAAUGUGAAGAGCAUUUAUCCAUUAGAUUUUGUGGGAUUUCAUUGCAGGACAUGGGGCUCUCCCUUGUCCUGGAGUUGCGUGAUUAUUGUUUGUAGGUAAAUUUCUAAAUCAUAGCAAAGUGUUUUGAGGAAUAAAAGAAAGAAAAAACUAAA
Lutzomyia longipalpis is the source of this 905-nucleotide messenger RNA. RefSeq names its product ER membrane protein complex subunit 7 homolog (gene EMC7). The transcript has 3 exons. NCBI's taxonomy places the organism in Eukaryota, Metazoa, Arthropoda, Insecta, Diptera, Psychodidae. Gene Ontology annotation, cellular component: EMC complex. The coding region runs from base 52 to 753 and encodes 233 amino acids. Gene Ontology annotation, molecular function: carbohydrate binding. The record is from RefSeq and is a predicted model, not a curated record.